AUGGCUGUAAUUAUAGAUAUAUUCCCCAAAAUCAAUUCAAAGGAAUUGCACAAUGCAGCGGUAGCUGCCGGAUCCCGUGCCUCGGCAGGUGUAGCUACCGGAUCCCGUGCCUCGGCAGGUGAAGCUACCGGAUCCCGUGCCUCGGCAGGUGAAGCUACCGGAUCCCGUGCCUCGGCAGGUGAAGCUACCGGAUCCCGUGCCUCGGCAGGUGAAGCAGCCACCCGUAAUGACACUGCAAGCGUCACGACUGGCCCAAAUACCUUAGGUGGAGCAACCGGAUCCCGUGCCUCAGAAGCAGUCACCCACAAUGCCUCAGCAAGCGCCACGACUGGCCCAAAUGCCUUAGGUCAAGCAGCUGGCUAUAGUGCAUCGGCAGCGGAAGCAACUGGCCACAGUGCCAUGCCAGCGGCCACCCAUAAUGCCUCGGAAGCGGCCACCCACAAUGCUUCAUCAAGCGUAACGACUGGCCCAAAUACCUUAGCUGAAGCAACUGACCACAAUGCUUCAUCAAGCGCCACGACUGGCCCAAAUGCCUUAGGUGAAGCAACUGUCCAUGGUUCCUCUGUAGUGGAAGCAACUGGACACAGUGCCAUGCCAGCGGCCACCCAUAAUGCAUCGGAAGCGGCCACCCACAAUGCUUCAUCAAGCGUAACGACUGGCCCAAAUACCUUAACUGAAGCAACUGACCACAAUGCUUCAUCAAGCGCCACGACUGGCCCAAAUGCCUUAGGUGAAGCAACUGUCCAUGGUGCCUCUGUAGUGGAAGCAACUGGACACAGUGCCAUGCCAGCGGCCACCCAUAAUGCAUCGGAAGCGGCCACCCACAAUGCUUCAUCAAGCGUAACGACUGGCCCAAAUACCUUAGCUGAAGCUACUGUCCAUGGUGCCUCUGUAGUGGAACCAACUGGCCACAGUGCCAUGCAAGCGGCCACCCAUAAUGCUUCAUCAAGCUCCACGACUGGCCCAAAUGCCUUAGGUGAAGCAACUGUCCAUGGUGCCUCUGUAGUGGAAGCAACUGGACACAGUGCCAUGCCAGCGGCCACCCAUAAUGCCUCGGAAGCGGCCACCCACAAUGCUUCAUCAAGCGUAACGACUGGCCCAAAUACCUUAGCUGAAGCAACUGGCCACAAUGCUUCAUCAAGCUCCACGACUGGCCCAAAUGCCUUAGGUGAAGCAACUGUCCAUGGUGCCUCUAUAUUGGAACCAACUGGCCACAGUGCCAUGCAAGCGGCCACCCAUAAUGCGUCAGCAAGCGUCACGACUGGCCCAAAUACCUUAGGUAAGUCAAGUCGGUACCUCAUCAAAUCUGGUUCAAAUGCCUCGGCGGAAGCCACAGGCGCCCUUGCCUCGGCGGAAGCCACAGGCGCCCUUGCCUCGGCGGAAGCCACAGGCGCCCUUGCCUCGGCGGAAGCCACAGGCGCCCUUGCCUCGGCGGAAGCCACAGGCGCCCUUGCCUCGGCGGAAGCCACAGGCGCCCUUGCCUCGGCGGAAGCCACAGGCGCCCUUGCCUCGGCGGAAGCCACAGGCGCCCUUGCCUCGGCGGAAGCCACAGGCGCCCUUGCCUCGGCGGAAGCCACAGGCGCCCUUGCCUCGGCGGAAGCCACAGGCGCCCUUGCCUCGGCGGAAGCCACAGGCGCCCUUGCCUCGGCGGAAGCCACAGGCGCCCUUGCCUCGGCGGAAGCCACAGGCGCCCUUGCCUCGGCGGAAGCCACAGGCGCCCUUGCCUCGGCGGAAGCCACAGGCGCUGCCUCGGCGGAAGCCACAGGCGCCCUUGCCUCGGCGGAAGCCACAGGCGCCCUUGCCUCGGCGGAAGCCACAGGCGCCCUUGCCUCGGCGGAAGCCACAGGCGCCCUUGCCUCGGCGGAAGCCACAGGCGCCCUUGCCUCGGCGGAAGCCACAGGCGCCCUUGCCUCGGCGGAAGCCACAGGCGCCCUUGCCUCGGCGGAAGCCACAGGCGCCCUUGCCUCGGCGGAAGCCACAGGCGCCCUUGCCUCGGCGGAAGCCACAGGCGCCCUUGCCUCGGCGGAAGCCACAGGCGCCCUUGCCUCGGCGGAAGCCACAGGCGCCCUUGCCUCGGCGGAAGCCACAGGCGCCCUUGCCUCGGCGGAAGCCACAGGCGCCCUUGCCUCGGCGGAAGCCACAGGCGCCCUUGCCUCGGCGGAAGCCAGCGCCCUUGCCUCGGCGGAAGCCACAGGCGCCCUUGCCUCGGCGGAAGCCACAGGCGCCCUUGCCUCGGCGGAAGCCACAGGCGCCCUUGCCUCGGCGGAAGCCACAGGCGCCCUUGCCUCGGCGGAAGCCACAGGCGCCCUUGCCUCGGCGGGAGCCACAGGCGCCCUGCCUGCCUCAGGCGGCUUGCCUCGGCGGAAGCCACAGGCGCCCUUGCCUCGGCGGAAGCCACAGGCGCCCUUGCCUCGGCGGAAGCCACAGGCGCCCUUGCCUCGGCGGAAGCCACAGGCCUUGAACAGGAGGGCCAACUCCUCAAGCAACAUGGAUUUUAGCAGCAGUGGUGUUUCUCAGGAUUUUGGGUCUGAUGGUGACAAUGAAAGCACCCAAUGUCUCAGCUCCAGCAGCGUUCAAAGCAGCAUCGUUGAAUAG
Molecule: messenger RNA, 2595 nt
Organism: Oncorhynchus gorbuscha (pink salmon)
Lineage: Eukaryota; Metazoa; Chordata; Actinopteri; Salmoniformes; Salmonidae
Product: autotransporter adhesin BpaC-like
Exons: 4
Coding region: 1-2595 (864 amino acids)
Source: RefSeq, a predicted model, not a curated record